CAAAGUGUAGUGACGGACAUAUUAAACGCAUGCGCAAUGCACGUGCUUACUAUCAUAUAAUAAUGCUUUAUUCAUUUUCUGCUGAUUGUAGUUUAGUUUCUGUGGAAUAUUUCGAAAAUAAAAUAAUACAAAUAAGAAUUAAAAAAAUAUCAAAACACAAGAGUUCACACUGUAUCUAUACUUGAUUUUGAUCUAUUGUAUUCUAGCAAUAAUAACUAAAUUUGAAUAGUGAGAUCAUGAAUCAAAGAUCAAAUUCGGUAGAGAUUCGAGAUUUACAAGAUAUUGUAACACCUUUUGGUGUACGUUUAGCAGGCAUUUAUAAACGGAGUUUUGCUUAUGUAACACUUAAAGACAGAUUACCAGUAAUUUUAACCAAAAUAAUUGAUACUUUCAGUCGUGACAAGGAAAAUAUUAUUGAAAAAUAUGGAGAAAAUGCUAUAGAAGAAGUUAAAAAAAUGAUAGGAUUUAUUAGUAAAUUAAAAAAUGAAAUAGCAACAAAUAAAACUUUAAAACCUAUGCGAUUGGUAUCUAAUAAUUCAAAUAAUGAUGCAGAAGAAUGGAAUAAAUAUUUAAUAAAGAGAACUGAAAUAGAAGGAGAAACACCAUUAUGGUUUAAUACUGUUUGGCUAUAUUGUGAAUGCUAUAUGUAUCGGAUUCUUGCACAAGAACUUGUUCUCAUGAAUUACAUAAAAACUUAUGAUCCUUUUAAACAAUCAAAACAAAAUGCAUUUACAAAUUCCUUGACUAGCAUAGAAAUACUUUGUAGUUAUGUUAUAGAUGUUAUAUAUAGUAAAAAAAAUUUAUCAAUAAUGGAAACUAAAGAAGAAUUUAUGAAAUUUAUUAAGUUUGAUCUUUGGGGUAACCAAUGUGAUCUAUCUUUAAGUGCAGGAGCAGAUGUUGGUCAUGCUACUCAUCCUAUACAAAUAUUAAAAUUAUUAGAUGAAGAUAUUCUUGUAAAUAAUUCAGAAUUUAUUUGGAAUUUAUUGAGAAAACCAGAUAAAAAUAAUAUAAAUAUUAUAGAUAUAAUACUUGACAAUGCAGGAUAUGAACUUUUUACUGAUUUCUGCUUAGCUGCAUUCUUCAUUGCAAUCAAAUUUGCUGAUAAAAUAAGAUUUUACCCAAAACUUUAUCCAUGGUAUAUUAGUGACGCAACAAUAAAUGAUAUUCACUGGACUAUAGAAUAUAUGAAAAAUGCAUCAAAUGAAUGUUUAAGAAAAUUUGCUAAUUUGAUAGAAGAUUAUUUGAACAAUAAUAUAUGGACAAUUGAGAUUGAACCAUAUUGGACAGGUCCUUAUGAUCUUUUAGGGAUGAAAGAACAUGAUCCAAAAUUACAUGCAAAAUUGUCAGAAGCUAAAUUAGUAAUAUUUAAGGGUGACUUAAAUUAUAGAAAAUUAGUAGAUGAUAUUAAUUGGGAAUAUACAACAACAUUUAAAAAAGCAUUAAGAGGAUUUGAACCAACACCUAUCUUAGCUAUAAGAACAGUAAAAUCUGAUGUUUGUGUUGGUUUACUACCUGGUGUAGCCGAAAAAAUAUUUAAAGAAGAUGAAUAUUGGAUGUGGAGUGGAAAAUAUGGACUUAUUCAAAUUACUACAGCUGGAAGUUGCCAAUGUCCAAUAAAUGAAACAUGUUAAAAUUCUAAUAAAUAAAUCCUAAAAUAUUGAAUUAUAAGCAAUUUGUAUAUUGCAUAUUUUUAUAUUAUAUUAUAUUUCAUAUUAAAUGUAUAAUAUUUUCAGUUCUGUUGUAUAUUAAUUAUUGUAUAUUCAAUGUAUAUAAUUAACUAUAUAUAACUUAAUUCAUAAUUACAAACAUUUAAUUAUUAUAUAUUCAAAUUUGAUGAAUAUAUAAAAUAUUUUUAUUUAAAUUGUAUAAUAUAUAAUUCAAAGUAUAAUAGAAAAAUUAUUAAAAUCUAUUCCAAAAUUAUAUUUCAAAAAUAUUUGUUUUCAAUUUUUCAAUCUUUAUGUAUAUAUUUGUACUAUAUUAUACAUUUUAUAUAUCAACAUUUAUUAUACUAAAUAACUUUUCCAAAAUAAUUGUAAUAAUUUAUAUUAUAAAUACAAUAUUGCAUAGAUACAUACAGAUAUGUAACAUAAGAUAAUGAAAUAAAAUUUCAUGUAUUUACUUUAAAAA
Messenger RNA from Apis cerana (Asiatic honeybee), 2127 nucleotides. Its product is annotated as damage-control phosphatase ARMT1. Gene Ontology annotation, biological process: DNA damage response. Gene Ontology annotation, cellular component: nucleus. Lineage: Eukaryota; Metazoa; Arthropoda; Insecta; Hymenoptera; Apidae. Gene Ontology annotation, molecular function: phosphatase activity. The record is from RefSeq and is a predicted model, not a curated record.